Molecule: messenger RNA, 1028 nt
Organism: Lingula anatina
Lineage: Eukaryota; Metazoa; Brachiopoda; Lingulata; Lingulida; Lingulidae
Source: RefSeq, a predicted model, not a curated record
GAUUAAUGCAUUUCUAUGGCUUUAACUUCAGUCUUCCACUGAUUGAAUUUGAUACCACACCAUGUAUAAGACAUUAAAAGUAUUACAAUAUUUUCAAUACUGUGGUCUCUGACAGGAGUGAAUGUAAAUUAGGCUGAGAUCCAAAGCCAGACAGUUAAAAACCACUGUUGACGUCCUCAAGACACAAUCCGUGCCUAGCAUGAACAGAUGGAGAUUAUAUUACAUUUGCCCUAGCUCGAGACAUUUGUCCUAGCUCCAAGAUGUCGGAUGCAAGGAGCGACAGCAAUGUCAACCAUGUGACGAAAACCAACCAACUAGAAGCCACCACGACAAUAACCAUAGCGAUUUGUGUACUGGUUACGAUAGUUGCGCUCAUCAUCUCAGCCGUCGCAAUCUCCAAACCCGCUGGCUCCGACAUUACAGUUCAGGGUAAAACGACGAGUUCUCGACAAACUCCCCAGCCUGCAGUAGCAUACUCACCCGGUACCUAUGACGCCAGCCGGUGUCAGGCUUCCAAUAGAAAGAGAAUUUACACAGUGGCCAUUGGAUUCAAUAUUGGGGCUUAUGUAUAUAGUGACGACAGCGGGUUUCAAGUUGGAUUCGGUCACGACCUAAUAGACGCAGUGUGUCGGGAGGCGGGAAUUGAUUGCAGGAUUGUCACGGAGCCGUUCACCAACUGCAUGUUCUCAGAGAAAGGGCAGCCACAAAGAGGGGGGAUAGGACUUAUGGAAGGUUGGUACGACGCCUGCAUCGGAUAUCUGGCCUCACGUCAACGAAGGCAGAUUUUCUCAUUUUCCAAGCCGUUUCUGAAACCACUCGAGGUCUAUUUCUACGCCUUUCCUGGAUUUAAUCCAUUCAAUAUUACUGGAAAGAAAAUAGGACUGAUUAGCGGGUUCUUCACUAACGAAGCUUGUAUAGCCGGACUGGACCAGGUAGCUGGGAGAGACGUCCCGCACGCCAACGUUUUCCAUGCACAAACACCUGCCGAGCUCUUGGUUAUGAUCCAGAACGGAACAUAUAUCUUUUGA